AUGUUUUACCGAAGUUCAAGACUGUCGGAGCUGGACAGCCGGGUCCAGGAGUUGCACCUGCAGGACCUGUCUCAGAUCCGGUCGGUGCCGGCCCCUGUGUCUCCCGGCGCCCCGGACCCCGUGGGGGAUGGGCCGUGCCGCGAAGGGCCCAUGCUGCGCAGCAACCAGCACUUGGUGGAGCUGAUUGAGCGUGUCAAGCCGGAGAUCGAGCUGCUGAGGCAGAAGUGCAGCACAGUGCGCAUGUGGGUGCAGCUGCUGAUCCCACGUGCCGAGGACGGCAACAACUUUGGGGUGUCGAUCCAGGAGGACACGGUCGACCAGCUGUGGACAGCGGAGAGCACAGCCGCCUCCUACCUGCGCCGCUUCUCCAACUACUACAGCACACGCGCCCGCCUGGUGGCCAAGAUGGUCAAGUACCCACAGGUGGAGGACUACCGGAGCACUGUGGCGGAGGUGGAUGAGAACGAGUACCUGAGCGUGCUCCAGAUCCUGCUGCACGUGCGCAACCAGUACGCCACCCUGCACGACGUCAUCCUCAAGAACAUCGACAAGAUCAAGAGCCCGCGCAGCUCCAACACCGACAGCCUGUACUGAGCCACUCGCCUGUUCACCUGCGGGGACCGGCCAGGGGCUGAUCGCAGGCCAGGGUGCACCCCACCCGGUCCCAGGCUUCGCCAAGGAGAAAGGACUGCACUUGGAAAGCAGAUU
Erinaceus europaeus (western European hedgehog) is the source of this 708-nucleotide messenger RNA. Its product is annotated as proteasome activator complex subunit 3-like. Gene Ontology annotation, molecular function: endopeptidase activator activity. Gene Ontology annotation, cellular component: proteasome activator complex; nucleoplasm; cytoplasm. The transcript has 2 exons. The coding region runs from base 1 to 594 and encodes 197 amino acids. Lineage: Eukaryota; Metazoa; Chordata; Mammalia; Eulipotyphla; Erinaceidae. Gene Ontology annotation, biological process: regulation of proteasomal protein catabolic process; positive regulation of endopeptidase activity; regulation of G1/S transition of mitotic cell cycle. The record is from RefSeq and is a predicted model, not a curated record.